Rhinolophus ferrumequinum (greater horseshoe bat) is the source of this 2420-nucleotide messenger RNA. It is a transcript of the gene CHST2, whose product is annotated as carbohydrate sulfotransferase 2. Gene Ontology annotation, biological process: carbohydrate metabolic process; N-acetylglucosamine metabolic process; sulfur compound metabolic process. NCBI's taxonomy places the organism in Eukaryota, Metazoa, Chordata, Mammalia, Chiroptera, Rhinolophidae. Bases 258 to 1850 code for a protein of 530 amino acids. Gene Ontology annotation, molecular function: N-acetylglucosamine 6-O-sulfotransferase activity. Gene Ontology annotation, cellular component: Golgi membrane. The record is from RefSeq and is a predicted model, not a curated record. The transcript is spliced from 2 exons.
CGGGGAAGGAGUAACAGCAGGACAGACCGCUGGGCCGCGAUCCGGGACUGACCCGGGUCGCGCCGGCGGCUCCAGGUCCUUCUCCGAGCCGCUGCCAUGGGAGUGCCAGCCCUGGGCGCCGGGGACCAGCCGCCGCUGCUGCCACGCCCGCCUCGGAGCCGCGGACCCAGUCCCCGCGCCCGAAGCCGGCCCGCUGCGUCCCACUCCCGGGCUGCAGGGCCGCCUCCGCCGCGCCGCCGGCCGGGGCUGUGCCUGUGAUGAGCCGCAGCCCGCUGCGAGCCCUGCCCCCGGGCGCGCCCCCCCGGUUGCUCCCGGCCGCGCCUGCAGCCGCGGCCCGCGCCCUGCUCCCGCCGUGGCCCCGGCGCCCGGGCCGCCGCUGGCCUGCGUCUCCGCUCGGAAUGAAGGUGUUCCGCAGGAAGGCGCUGGUGCUGUGCGCAGGGUACGCGCUGCUGCUUGUGCUCACGAUGCUCAACCUCCUGGACUACAAGUGGCACAAGGAGCCGCUGCAGCAGUGCAGCCCCGACGGGCCGCUUGGUGUCGCGGCGGGGGCGGCUGGCGGCAGCUGGGGGCGCCCGGGGCCCCCUCCAGCUGUGUCGCGCCGUGCGCACACCCGCUUGGACCCCCGCACUCCGUACCGUCCUCCCGCUGCAGCCGUCGGGGCAGCGCCCGCCGCUGCCGCGGGGGCUGCCGCCCCUUCCCGCAAUAGCACCGGAGGCACUGGGGGCAGCGGGGCCAGCGAAGACAAGCGGCAGUUGGUGUACGUGUUCACCACCUGGCGCUCAGGCUCAUCCUUCUUCGGCGAGCUCUUCAACCAGAACCCCGAGGUAUUCUUCCUCUAUGAGCCAGUGUGGCACGUGUGGCAAAAACUGUAUCCAGGGGAUGCCGUUUCCCUGCAAGGGGCCGCGAGGGACAUGCUGAGCGCUCUCUAUCGCUGCGAUCUCUCGGUCUUCCAGCUGUACAGCCCCGCUGGCAGCGGGGGGCGCAACCUCACCACGCUGGGCAUUUUCGGUGCGGCCACCAAUAAGGUAGUGUGCUCGUCGCCGCUUUGCCCUGCCUAUCGCAAAGAGGUCGUGGGGUUGGUGGACGAUCGCGUGUGUAAGAAGUGCCCACCUCAGCGCCUGGCGCGCUUCGAGGAGGAGUGCCGCAAGUACCGCACGUUGGUCAUCAAAGGUGUGCGUGUCUUCGACGUGGCCGUGCUGGCGCCGCUGCUGCGCGACCCUGCCUUGGACCUCAAGGUCAUCCACUUGGUGCGAGAUCCCCGAGCUGUGGCCAGCUCACGCAUCCGCUCGCGCCAUGGUCUCAUCCGUGAGAGCCUGCAGGUCGUGCGCAGCCGCGACCCACGAGCCCAUCGCAUGCCCUUUCUGGAGGCCGCUGGCCACAAGCUCGGCGCCAAGAAGGAGGGUGUGGGUGGCCCUGCAGACUACCACGCGCUUGGCGCUAUGGAGGUCAUCUGCAACAGCAUGGCGAAGACACUGCAGACGGCCCUGCAGCCCCCCGAUUGGCUACAAGGUCACUACCUGGUGGUGCGGUACGAGGACCUGGUGGGAGACCCCGUGAAGACCCUACGGAGGGUGUACGACUUUGUGGGACUGCUGGUGAGCCCCGAAAUGGAGCAGUUUGCCCUGAACAUGACCAGUGGUUCGGGCUCCUCCUCUAAGCCUUUCGUGGUGUCCGCACGCAACGCCACGCAGGCCGCCAAUGCCUGGCGGACCGCCCUCACCUUCCAGCAGAUCAAACAGGUGGAGGAGUUUUGCUACCAACCCAUGGCCGUGCUGGGCUAUGAGCGCGUCAAUAGCCCGGAGGAGGUCAAAGAUCUCAGCAAGACCCUGCUCCGCAAGCCCCGGCUCUGAGAGGGCUUCCCGGGAGACUUGACUCUGUGUGGGAGACACCCGUAAGAGGAUUGUGGUGUGUUCAAACAAAAACAGCCCAGACCCAAAAUGAGGAAGCCCACAUAAUUCUGUUAUAGAUAUACCGGUAUAAUAUAAGUAACCACACAGGCACUUGCUGUCAGUGUUCUGAGUCAUUGCAUUCCAAGGAACAGUCACAAUACACACACAUCUCAGAAACAGCGAGACUUGAAAGUUCUGACCAGCAAGCCUCCUGUCCCCUCCCCUGCCUUUUCUCUCUUCCCUUUUCUCCCAUGUCUUACCCUCUCCACUACCUGCCCUCCACAGGGAUGUUGAUUAAAUCAAGAUCCAGUAACUCAAAUCUUGUUUACAAAUUUUUUGUGGUAUCUGUGAACAUGUAAAAGAGUACUUUGGAUGUGGGGGUUUGAAUAGAGAAAGGGGAAGUGGUCCCAGAGCAAAAAGCCCCAUUGGGCGUGAUAAACCAAGGAGGCAUCCUUCUAAAGUAGACUUUUCUGUAAAAAACAAAGGUUCUAUGUGAGUAUUAAUAAAGAAGAUAAUAAAUAAUAUUCUUUU